This is a messenger RNA of Rodentolepis nana, 1059 nucleotides long. The record is from the annotation of a GenBank genome assembly. NCBI's taxonomy places the organism in Eukaryota, Metazoa, Platyhelminthes, Cestoda, Cyclophyllidea, Hymenolepididae.
AUGUUUCAUUUCUCGCAUUUCUUUGUGAUUUUUCGACGAAAUUUUAGUACUGUACCAAAUUGUCUUUUACAGAAGUUUCAUUUUCGCACUCUGGUUAGUGCACUUCCAAAGAGAUCACGACAAGAAAUCGAAAAGAUACUGAACAAUCGCCAAAAAUUUGAAAUCAUUUACGGAAUUCACCCUUCAUUAGCUGUUCUCAAUGGAAGGCAGCGCACAGUUUCUCGUGUGUUCUUGAGGGAAGACUUGUUUAAUCUUCCUCAUGAGGAAUUAAAAAUGAAGAAUCCCUGGUUGGCCUCUGCUGUUCAAAAGGCUGUGAAUAAAUUUGAAGUGAAAUCAGUCUCGUGCGAUUUUCUCACUGUCCUCACAAGCGGUCGGUCGAAUCAAGGAAUUGCAAUUGAGUGCACGCCGAUCCCUAUGCCAAGUCUCAAUGGUGUCUCAGCUAGUUCCCUUUUACAUUUUAAUCAUUGUGGUCAUAAUUUAGCAAAACCAGCCUCUUGUUGUGGUUCCUCAUCAAUUAUCCUUUUCUUGGAUCAGAUUCAAGAUGUCAUGAAUAUGGGAAGCAUCCUCCGCUCAGCUGUCUUUUUCGGCAUUCCAACUGUUCUCAUUUCCGCCUUCUUUUCUGCUUCCCCUUCUCCUCUUAUUAGCAAGCUAAGUUCUGGAGCGAUGGAGUCUCUAAAGUUCUUUCGAUUGACUAACCCAGCCUUAUCCCUGAAGCAGCUUUCUAAAGCGGGUUUCAUUAUUGUUGGCACUUCUGGGAUGCAGUCAGAUUCAUUAGGGAAUCUCAGUCAUCCUCCACCUCUUGAUUUGUGCCGCGUGGAGCCCCAAAUGGUUGGAUCCUUUGUAAAUGGUCCCCCACGACCUUUGGUCCUUGUUCUUGGAUCGGAAGCGUAUGGCUUGUCCGAUUCUGUGUUAUCUUCUUGCAAUUUGAUUGUGAGAAUUCCUGGUCUUGUCGAUCAGCUUGAUGAUUGCUCUGCGGUGUCAUCACCUCUUCCAACAUCUCUGAAUGUAGCAGCUGCUACCGCAAUUCUUCUGCAUCAGAUUAAAAGUAUUCGCUCGUAG